This is a messenger RNA of Penicillium diatomitis, 243 nucleotides long. RefSeq lists its product as uncharacterized. Lineage: Eukaryota; Fungi; Ascomycota; Eurotiomycetes; Eurotiales; Aspergillaceae. Bases 1 to 243 code for a protein of 80 amino acids. The record is from RefSeq and is a predicted model, not a curated record. The transcript has 3 exons.
AUGCCUCAGGGAAAGGGUUACAACAUUACUAGCUCCGGCACUAAUAGCCAGGGCAACCACUACUGUUCCCGAGACUACGGCUCCAGCGGGUCCAACUCCAACAGCUACCACUAUUCCAACACCAAUGGAUCCUACUACUAUUCCAACCCCAAUGGGAGCACCUACUACAAUAGUGGAAGUGGUAGCUCGACCUACACUGCUCCUUCGGGAAAGAGCUCCGGCUCGGGCUCCGGCAAGAAGUGA